AUGACUACAUAUUGGUCGGGGCUAGAUUAUGCGCACAAAUAUAUUAACCACUUAACAGAAAUUUUAACAGAUUCGGAACUUUCCUAUCAGUAUACAAGUAUACUGUAUCAAUUGCAACAUGAGCUCGGAGAAAUUGAGCAUCACAACUCUCUUCUCAUGGUUCGACACGGGGCUACAAGACAGAGAAAGGGAAUCAUUAAUGGAGUCGGCUACUUAGCGAAUACGUUAUUCGGUGUUUUGGAUGACAGAUUUUUACAGAAAUAUCAGCAAGAUAUCGAUAACAUCCAAGGCAAUCGAAAUCAUCUUACACAACUACUAAAGAACCAAACUAGCGUCAUUGAAGCCCAGAAUAAUAUACUGCACCUCAGCGCACAGAUAAUACUUUCCGGCCUAAGAAAUAUUCCAAAGGAUCUACUGGAUACAAUAAGUGACAUUUGGCAGGGACACAUGGAUUCUUACAUUCUUCCACGUGAGCAAUUACAAACGGAUAUUAGUAUCAUAUCGGGUCAUUUACCAACAGAGAUGGAAUUACCGGCUGAUAAAAACGAUAUCACGGAAUACUACAAGGUUAUGAAGAUGAACGCGAAGAUGGGCAGCAAAUAUAUGGUGAUAGAGGUUAAGCUUCCUUUACUUAGUAAAGAAUCCUUCCAAAUUGAUGAAUUGAUCAGCCUUCCUGUCAACGGAUUUAUAACAGAAAUUAAUACGCAAUAUAUCGCCUUUAAUUUACAAAAGGACUUAUUAAUUCCGUUGUCGGAUACCGACCUAAGAUCCUGUCUCCACAUCUCACGAUCCGAAUAA
Molecule: messenger RNA, 798 nt
Organism: Leptosia nina
Lineage: Eukaryota; Metazoa; Arthropoda; Insecta; Lepidoptera; Pieridae
Source: the annotation of a GenBank genome assembly